CUGUGUCGUCAGGCUAUUUUGUGCACCAUAAAAAACGGGACCAUUUUCUUUUAUCUCUGCAUAUAUAGAUGGUUCGUUGGCCGAUUAGAGAAUUAUUCACCUCAAGAAAAUAAUUUUCACCUUAAAAUCAUUUUAUGGUUUUAUUUUACCGAAUCUACGAGCAUAACAACACAUGUAUUGAUGACGUAGUACACAUCAACAUCUGUUGUACAUUUUCUGAGCUGGAGCAAGAAGACGGAGGUUGCCACGUCUAGAGCCUCGAAUUUGGCUGCAAAAUGCCGAGCAACGAAGGCGGGCAGGGCAACAGGGACAGGAAGCUGGUAUCAGGGCCUUCCUUGGUACACUCCUUCACCAGAUUUAUCAACAAGAGCGAGCGCUGUGCGGAUAUAAUCUGGAUUGACUACGAGGGGAAGAGAGUGACUUACACCACCGACCUCAGACCGGGCGAGUUUUUCGAUGUAAACACCUUCGUGGGGCAUCCUUGGAUUUUCAGAGACAGUAUUUCGAGAGACAAGCUCACGGUCAGAUGUAAGGAGGUGUACUUUCCUACACCUUGGAACGGAGACUGGCCACCACAGAGGACAACCAUCAACAUUGGCAUACCAGUGUACACAUUACGAGAACGUUGCUCGCAGGUCAUCAGACGGCUGGUGCCAAGGUCGCAGUAUGACCUUCUGGAGAUUCCCAAGACUCUCAAAUUUGAGCUGGACGAAGUGGACGAUGCAAUAAGAAUCUCAUGAAGACAUGAAGACAUGACAUCCCAACAACAUCCUGUCUAUGUGUGACAAUGGAAACAGGAAGCUUCAACAAUUCUUGUGAUUGUCCUGUAUGCACAGAACAAUGAAAACAGGAUGUGAUAAGUUAACAGCAUCCUGUGUGCGCCCAACAAGGGAAUCAUCCCUCCGAGUUCUGCACUGUGAGAUCAAUAUGUCAUGAGUACAUCUACUCUAGAUGUGAUUUUGAACUUAUAAUUGGUUAAUGCAUAUUGAUUGAAUGAUUUGUCAGUAUUUGUAAUACAUUGUACAUGUAUUUAAUUGAUAUUGUAUCAGUGAGUGUUAUUGUAAGAAGGCUUAGUUAAAUACCACCUGCAUUUGCAGGUUAGUGCAGGUAAAAUUGGAGCUGUGCUGGUAUUUCUGAUGUCUACCUGUUCCUAACCUGCACUAGUCCAAGUACUAGGCUUAUACACAAAUGUAGGUGUAUGUGGAGAAUUUUAUUUGCUCUCCUUUGAAGUCGAAAAGAAAUAAUGUCAUGGCUUUUAGUAUGAUCCAUACUUUCUAAAUUCUGAGUAGUGCAGGUAAUUUUCAAUUGUUACCUGCACCAGUGCAGGUAUGCAGAAAAAAAUAUUCAAGCCUUGUAAAAGUACAUGUAACUAAGUAUUUCUUUGAACCUGUUGCAGGUACCACAUAUGAAGUAUUACAUGUUAGUGUGUGACAGUGUCUAUUUAGAAAGUUGGUUUGGCACUUACCGGUAUGACUUACUAGUAUUUUGGUUCUUUCUAAAGAUUAUAAACCCUCACUGGUCACACGUCACAAAGGAUGAUAUUCCUUGGAAGCACAAAGAGAUGAUCGUUGCAAGAGGGUUGGCAAUAUUUCUUCUUUUUUUUCUUAAGUCUGGAAUUAUUUAGUCAGUGAUGUUAAUGUAAAUCAGGAGCUAUGUUGUAUGGUCCUCCAUGGUAAGUCUGGUGGAUAUCCAGUCAAAGCAUAGGUGGUAGGUUUACCAAAUUUUUGUUGAAAUCGGUGUUGCUUUACAAACCCUGUAUGAACUUGGUUUACUGAUUCAUAUCUACUGCAUACUCAAUCUGCUGAAAAAAUACACUAAACACAAAGUUUGUACUUGGUGUACUGAAAAUUCACCCCACCUUAAGUUGUCCUUCUACAUGUGGGCAUACCGAUUAAGACACUACACAUGUACUCAAAGGGGUCCAGAAGUUUGAAAUUGUUGCACAUAAUGCAUAUGCUUGAAGGUUGUGACUUAUAACUAUAGUGUUAGCCCACCAAAGUCAAAUCAUCCAGGUUUUCUCUCAACAUUAAAACUUCUCAUAUCCUGUACAGAGACUGAUGCACAACAGUUGUAACACUUACAGUGUGCUGUAGACAUCAUGACUGUGUGUGUGUGGCAAGGUCCCAGAUUUGUCUAAACAACAUAAUAUAUGAGAUACCUAUACCAUAGAUUUAGCCUGGAUGCCAGCCUCUUUACUUUUAAUAUGCGCCCCUAGUCGCUUUCCUGUCAAAAAGACUCAGCCCAUUUGUUCAGGAUUUGAACAGGUGCUCUGAUUGGCCAAACCAGAGCAGGGGUAUACAGGGUUAUCCAAUCAGCAGAGGCCCCAUCCACGCAGCUUGUGACAGUUGUCAAUUACAUAUAUAAAGCUAGAAAGGCUGUCAUCCAGGCUAAUGUAGAUGUAAAGGUAAAGCUGAAGACAAACAGAUAUCUUACUAAGCCAGGAUGUGUCAAUAUGGUAUGCAAUACAACACCAGUGUGGCUUAUAGAGACAUGUUAUUCAUUAAGGCCAUUUGAUUGAUUGUACAUUGUUGUUGCCAAUGAAUUGACUCGUUAUUACAUUGUAUCAUUUAGACAAUCUGCAGUUAUUGUUGUUGUUGUUUUUUUUUUCAAGGAAAAUGUGUGCUUCAGUUCUUGAAAUGAUGAGUAAAGGAAUAUUCUAG
Molecule: messenger RNA, 2660 nt
Organism: Branchiostoma belcheri (Belcher's lancelet)
Lineage: Eukaryota; Metazoa; Chordata; Leptocardii; Amphioxiformes; Branchiostomatidae
Product: von Hippel-Lindau disease tumor suppressor-like
Exons: 2
Coding region: 276-740 (154 amino acids)
Source: RefSeq, a predicted model, not a curated record